Messenger RNA from Paraglomus occultum, 2412 nucleotides. The record is from the annotation of a GenBank genome assembly. NCBI's taxonomy places the organism in Eukaryota, Fungi, Glomeromycota, Glomeromycetes, Paraglomerales, Paraglomeraceae.
AUGUCCAACAAAUUAGCGGAAUCGCCACCAAGUCGCUCGUCUGGGCGGUCCAAGAUUAAACGAACAACGUCACCGGUCAUUAGUUCCCCUCCAAAACGUUCCCUGGAUAGUCCGUCAACUCCGAAACCCCGCCGUUUAAAGUCGGAUCUCGGUGUUUCAACCUCCAUUCAAAAAACUCCGCAAAAGCCGGAAUCGGUAUGGGAUAUAAUAGACGCCGUUUCUCUAGCGUCGUCACCAACAAAUGGAUCACCAAGUCCACGACGCCAAAACCUAAUAGCUCGUAUGACUGGUCCUUCUUUGCCUAAAUUAAACGAAGGCGUCUCUCGUUCGAAUAGUUGGCAUCCGUCGAUAACGUCUCCGACAAAGUCACCACCUCGUAGACGAUUAUCCGCUGGGAUCCAUAGCGACUAUACCUCGCUCAUUGAAGCUGAAUUAGCAAAGAUUGAUACUUCUCCGUGUCCGUUGAUUACAUCGUCUUCUACAACAACGAUGCGCAGGGAGCAGAGUUUGUAUGAAGAUGUUACGGAUCCUGACUCCUUAAUGUCCCCGGAAAACGACAUAUCUAACCCUUUGGAUACUUCGCCCAGCCCUAGCCGACGAGGAGUGAGGUAUACGUACGGAAAGAGCAGGACUAUUGCAACGCAUGAUGAUUCACCAAAGGCAGAUGCAUCAAAAAAGGAAAGAUCUAUAUUUGACGUCGGUGAGAACGACACGGUACCCAAGAAGAAGGAUGUGAGGAGUAGACAAGAACUUCGGGAGGCUGGAGAGAAUAAGUUGUUUAAUGAUGAAAUGGAAUAUAUAACAGAGGGUCUGGGCAAGAGACAACCGUUGAAUGUACAGCGAAUUAGUGCAAUUACUCUUGCAAGGAAAUUACUUAAACCUAAAUUUAUUCAGAGGGCCAAGUCGCACAACUGGAUUCCUCGGAUAUACGAUGCUUUCCGAUGUCACCAAGAUUCGUGUUGUUUUGCUUUCGUAAUAUGCUUCCUCGUAAAAGAAGUACAGUUUGUCGAUUAUCUGAUCGGCAAGCCUGACUUUUUAAAAUUACUUGUUGGAUUCCUCGAUAUCACGUCAGAUCCACUAAUAACAACCGAUGCAGCUAUAAAGAGAUCCGAAAAAUCAUUGUUUCUAGAGAUUAAAGAGCUUGUCGGCCAAAUGGAUGAAGUCACGGAAAAGACUCAGAUUUCGCUCAAGUUUCUGUCAUUAAACGUCAUGUCGAUACUAGUAUCGGCUAAAACACGUUAUGAAGAUACAAUCAAGACCCGAUUGCGAAUAACAGGCGGAUUAACAGCCGUCGUUCGUCUACUCAAAGCAGAACUCUCUCUCCCAUCAAGCAUCUUUUGUCAAGUGUACAGAAAGGCAAAUACGAAACGUUUUUCGCGACAGCUGUCUUUAUCCAAUCCAGAUGCAACGUUAAAUCUUGAGAGAAUCGAACAGUGUUUAAAAAUACUUGAAAAAUUAACGAGCUUUUGUCCAGAAAAUCAACUCCACAUAGUGAAAAAUGAGGAAGAAUUGUUCCCUUUGAUGCUCGAAUUCCUGCUUUAUUGUCAGGUUGAAGCCUGCAACAGAGACAGUUAUGAGGCAUCUUUAGCUAUGGAAUGUCUCCUAGGAAGUCUCCGAGUUUUAAUUAAUCUCACAAAUGACAACCAGGCCUGUUGCUGUUAUGUGGGUCGACCUCCUGGAAUGUCUGUGCUCAUAAGACUUGCCAUUGUUGGACAGAUACCUUCUUCAUCGCCGUCGCUGCCAUCACCGUCGUCACCGAUCGAAAAAGGACCAGAGAUGCUCAAGAAAAAAAAUGUUGAACAAGAUGCGAAGGAGACUGUCGAGGCAGUGAAAUUUGAUGUCUUGCUGUUAAGUCUGGGGUUGUUGAUUAAUCUUGUGGAAAUGGAUGCUGGCAAUCAGGAUGCUCUGAGAGAAAUUGAACAAAGUUCCAGUUGCCCAGGCUCUUACGCAUGUCUCAGAGGUUGUACUUGUUCUUCGAGAGAGUCAGCUGUUUCGUGUCUAGUGGAUUUAUACAACUAUCAGUUGGAGAGAGAAACUAACCAGACUGAUGAUAACAUAGUAGCCGCGUAUAUGGCCGUUCUUCUUGGUCUUUUAAUCAAGGACAAUAAAUCUAAUCAAGAUGUUAUACUAAGCCGACUCCCCAACCAUUCGGUAAGCUCACUUAUCGCACUAAUACAAGAGUUUGCACAAUUCAAUGAAGUUAUUGGGGAAGAGGCGUCAGCUAACGGACAUGUGGCCAGUGGACAAAUGUUGAUGAGUGCUGGUGAGCUGGCGUUAAAGACAAAUGAUUUGCAGAUCUCGGCAGAUAAACAGAAUCAGCGCGGGAGAAGUAUUGGUGAUUCCUUCCUGGAGAUAGUUGAUAUGUUGAAACAAUUGGAAAUAGAACAGACGGUUCAGUUAGGUUAUAGGUGA